Messenger RNA from Caenorhabditis angaria, 7880 nucleotides. NCBI's taxonomy places the organism in Eukaryota, Metazoa, Nematoda, Chromadorea, Rhabditida, Rhabditidae. The record is from the annotation of a GenBank genome assembly.
AUGCAAGAGAUUUUUGUGUCGCGUGAAUAUUUUGAGGUUGGUUUUUGACUGGGUGGGAUAUUUCUUUUUGUCUAUUUCUAGACAGGAAAUUGUGGAGAUCAAAUAGCCGACUAUUCGGUUUCCUGUAUAAUUUUUGGUUUAAUGAUCGAAUUAAAGUUUUAUUAGAGUGUUCCUCGAAUCAAAAUGUGAGAUCACAAAAGAUUUCGUCGAUGAUUUGUGGUUCUCGGAAAAAGAUUAUGGCUUUAGAAAUGUAAAAAUUAUUUUGAGAUGAUUGCUUUUAAUGAAACCAUUUAGUUUGGUCAUUUAAAUUUUUAUUUUCUAAUUUAAAAUAUUCUUUACAAUAAACUUAACUUAUUAACUUAUUCUCCUUGAUUUUAUUAUUUUGAAAGUGCAAUUUUGAGUUAUUGUUAUUAACAGUUUCUAUCUCACUGAAAUUAACUCAUUUGGUUUGUUUAUUUUUUAAGUUAUUUUAUUUACUUUUCUUGAACUUUCAAUUGAUGACUUUUAAUUUGACUCAUAUACGGUAUGAAAUAACUUCAAAAAAUCUUUUAUGUCUUCCGAAUUACUUUAAAUUUGUUUGUGAUUUUGAGCUAAGACAUUAUUAGCAAAGUUCUCAAUGUUUGUCUUCAAUUUGCCUUUAGAACUUUCUAACUUGCAAAUCACAUUCAUCAUUUAAAAGUAUUUUGGAAGUUCUUUCUGGAAAUCCAUCCAGGAAAACAUUUUGAAAGUACUCCAAUUUUGCAUUUUGCAUUUCCAGGUUGUUUUGGCGUCAAAAAUCUAUAUAUACUGUACUUUGAGUUUUCCGUGAAAAGCAAUUCUGAACACUAAACACCAAAGUUCCGUCUGAAAAAUUAUCUUAUCAACAAUAUUUUUAUUCGUGUUUUUUUUCUGGUAACUGUCUGUCGAUCAUUAGCUUUUCUCAUUUUCCCCUUUUCUCAAACUAAUUGACCCUAAAAACAAAAAUGACGUAGGUUUCUGAAAAUGAACUUUUUUCACGUCAUCGAGCCAUUCUAGACAAUAAAAAAGUAUAUGAGAAUCUCAAAUAUCAAGCAAAUUUUUUAUAUAGAAAAUACUUCCUUUCUAAUAUAUUCAAAAAUUUGUUGGUUCGAGAUUAAAAAUGAAUAUCUUCCCAGAAAAAGGCAUGUGUUUUUUUUUAGAAAAAAAGGUUGGGCUGUAGAGAAAAACAAGAUCAGUAAGGGGUUAACUAGAUUAUUGUUUUGUUAUUUUUAUUGUUAUUUUUUCUCAAUUUUCAUGCGAUCUGAAAUUUUCAGUUUUUGUUUUACCAACUGUUCAAAUAGCCCUAGGGUUCUUUAAGAAAAAGAAAAACAAGAAAAUUGAAGUUCGCAACAUUUUCCGCCGCUAAAUUUGAUUUCCUUUAAAUCAAGCUUACUCAUAAAAUCUAACCAAGAAAAAACACUUUUUUGAAACAUCAUAAAAAAAAGUUAUCACGCUAACCUCAUUUCUUCGAAAUAAAUAAUGAAUCCAUCUUUCUUCCAGGAAGCAAAAUUUUUAACAAAGUUCACCUGUUCAUAUUUAUAUAACGACAAAAAAGAUAAUUCGAUUUAUGUUGUUUUUCCAGGCUCAAGAGGUACCCCCUCAAGUAUUUUUCCAAUAAUUUUUGAUCCAGUAUUUUACUUAUUUAUUUUUAGAAAAAAAGUUGAAGAGAAAAAACCAUCUACAGUGACGUAAAUAGUAGAUAAAACUAUUUUCUCGGUAAUUUUGGCAAUUUGUGCGGUAAAAAACGGACGGGAUAAACGAAGCCUAUUAUUUCAUGUAAGAUCGUUUCACUUAUGUGUAUACUGCGAAAAAAUUACUCCUAGUCAAAAAUAUUAUUUUUUCUCGCAUUUUUUUUCGAAGACGACAUGAAUAAUGAUACCGAGGUAAUUUUUCCAGAAAUCAACACUAAUUUAUUCAAGUUUUGUUUUUGAUUUUUGUUAGAUAAAAAAGUGAAUAGGAAAAAAUGGCUAUCUUUUGUCUUUCUCUUCUUUUUUCUUCAAUUUAUUUUCUUACCUAUCUUCUUUUUUCCAAUUGUCGAAUCACCGAAAUUGAAAGAUGUAACGUGUGCGCCCGGUUAGCUCAGUCGGUAGAGCACCAGACUCUUAAUCUGGCUGUCGCGGGUUCGAGCCCCGCAUCGGGCUGAUGCAAAACUUUUUUCGUUUUUUACGAAACUUUAUUUUGGAAGAAGAGAAAGAAAACAUUCGGUACGCAUGUGGAAUACAAAUUUAGUGGGAAUUAAUCUAAUUAAAACUACAAUUCUCCUUAGAAACCAAACCAGAAAGUUUUCUGAAUAAUUUUUCUGUGAAUGAGUAGUUUUUCAAGUGCUCUUUUUUUCGAUGGCGUAUCGGAUUUUCAGAUGUUGAAAUUUCCUGGAAAACGUUCCCAUUUUUUUCAAAAAGCAAUCAAAAGCUUUUCAAAAAAUGAAGGUUUUCCAAGUGUUAAACUUUUUGAAUCGCAUAAUAACCAUUUUUGAAAAAUUAUCUCAGAUAUAUUCCAAAUCUCUCGAAAAAAUAUGAUUUUUUUGAUCUACCGAAUUGAAAAUCCAAUUCUCGAAAAAAGGCACUUCAAAAAGUCUUAAUUUUUGCAAAGAGGAACUGCACUGUAAUCCAGCAGAAAUUUUACUUGUCUCCUGCAAAAAUUUGAAAUGUUUGAAAAUUUCUGAUGUUUUGCACUAACUCUAGAUAUUUUUUUUGAUCUUUUGAGUUUAACAUAUCAUUCAAAAAUGUCUUCUUGAAUGAAAUUAUCUGACGUUCUGAGAGUAUAUAAAUACGAAUUUUCGGAAAUCGCAUUUUCUCGGCAUUCACAAUGAAAAACACACCUUUAAUACAAUCUCAAUAUCAGUUGAUUGAAUAUUCUUUGGUUAACCAGGUGUGUUAUGAUUUUUGUGCCAAAAAAUUAUAUUGUUACGGCGAAAGAAAAUAAAGCACAUUUCAUUCUUGAAUUUGUUUCGCUAAUAAUUAAAUUUUCUUCAGAAAACGUUAAUUUUUGCCGUCGUUUCGUUUUCUUCAAUGUGUACUUCCGCAUUUUUUGUUUUCUUUUUGUUUCCAGACAAGAGCAAAAUAUGUAUCUAGGUUCAACCCUUAUUAUUUUUCAUUUUAUUUUUUAGAUUCUAUACAAAUUGAAUAUCCUUCAGUUGAUGUAAUUAUGACUCACAUUUUUUUCAUAUUUUACUUUAUUUUUUCUAGGAAAUUUCGUGUUUUUGUUUACCUCGAAAAAAUUGGAUUUUUUUUUCGUUUUCUUAUUCCAUCACAAAAAUUAGUUCAGGGUUAGAAAAGAAACUAAUUAUAGAAUAUGGAAAUUCCAAAAAAAAAUUAUUUUUGUUGGUUUCAUUUUUUUCUACAUGUUCAUGUUCAUUUUCUAUUUACGUAACAUGUUACUCAUCAAGGAUUUAUGACAGAGAAAGAGAAAAAUUAAAAUCUAUUCAACUGCAAAAAAUAUAUAACAUUUUUUUUAGUAUUUUUUUUUCAUUUAGCAGCUGACAGGUUCAUCAUUACAUUUGAAACACUUUUUUUUUUGCCACUCGUCAUUUCUUUUGAAUUUCAAUUCUUUUUUUUUCAUCUUCUUUGUUUUUGUUUGUUUUUCUUUCAGCCAUCUCAAGAUCCUACGAUUCUAAUUUAAGGUUCAAAACUUUUUUGAUCUUCACAUAUAUUUUCAAAAUUGCCUAACAAACAAAAACAAUGACAAAUUUUCGAAAAAAAAAAAUUCUUUGUAGUUUGAAUUAUUGCUGCAAUUGACAAGAGACAGAAAAUUUUGCAAGGUUUUAGUACCUGAAUCUAUUUAUUUUUUAUUUAUCUAGCUCAUUUUUGCAAGCAAAACACACUCAUCACUUACUUAUCCAAAACCCGCGGUUUUGUGAAAAACAUUUUCGAAAAUCCGAUUUACUAAAAUUUCUCACGUUUUGUUUUGUUUUUGAAACAGAACCCUUUAGUACCUUCUGGCUACUUGGGAAACUUCCGCAAUUGUUUUGGGUUUCUAAUGUGAAUUUUUUUGCAUCCUCUAGUUAUAUCAAUUGUUUUAAAUAUUUCUAAUACCUUCGUCAUCAUUGAACAGAAAAUGAAACUUCUGCGCAUCAAAAAAUGGACUUCGACAUUGACCAAGCUAAUCCCCUUGUUCAAUUUUAAUGAACUUUUGAAGCCAUCUAGACAGUGUUUGUUGUGUCACGAGGUUAAAAAAAAGUUCAUUUUUUCUAUGAAAGUUAUUUGUAACUUUAUUGGAUACAAAAUUCCAAAAAAAUAUAUCCAAACCCCUUUUUUUAAACCACAGUUUUCAAACUACUGUACUAUAAUUUCUAGAAUUCUGCACGGGUUUCGUAUCUUUCGUAUCUUUCAAUCUCAAACUUUUCACCGAUAUAUAAUAUUUUCCCAUUUCUGUACCUUAUUUACACCACUACCACCAAUUCCAAAACUUCAGCACCAAUUCAAAAUCAGAAAUCAUCAUGACCUCAUCCAGCUUGCACUUUUUCCUUUAGACUAGACAAAUUCAAAUUUUUCACGCACUUUCGAUGGUCAUUUGAAUAAUUAUGAAUUCACUCAUCUUACUAAUUCAAGAUACCAAUUUGCAUCAACUAGAUUAUAUCAGAUCAGAACAAAACGGAAAUUUGACGCACCGUGAUUCGAAAAUCCUCUUUUUUUUCAGUUAGUAAGUCGGUCAGAACAAAAAAAUGAAAAAUAAAUAAAAAAUGAGUAUUUUGGACCCGCCUCCUUUUUAUCCCUUCUUACUACGAUUAUUAGAAAUCUCAAAUAUUCUUUGUUCGACAAUACGUUUUUUGCUGUGCCAAAACACUUUACCUAAAAAAAGAACACCUCUCUCUUGGGAGUGAUCCAUAUAAUAAUAAUGGUGAAAACUUUUUCCAAAAAAGGAAGACUUUUUUAUUUAUUUAUUUUUUCUUUUUAUUCCUGCUAAAAAAGAAUAAAAAAGAAGCAAAAAAACCUAUUCAUCCAUCGUUUUUCGGACCGCUAAAAAACGGCUUUCUUUAUUCCUUCUCUCUGAACCUUGAUGCUGCGCCUCGUCUUUGUCUAUUUUUACUACUAUACAUACCAUUGCAAUUAAUUUAUUGUGCACAACAUUUUUCAUUUAGUUUUUUUUACGUCUUCUGUUAUUGCUUCCUUCUUGUUUUGCAUCAUACCUUUCCUUUCUAGAUUUUUCCGUUUCACAUUAGUCAUUUUUGGGGAAAGGUGGGAACUUUUUUGCUACAUUUUUCCUUUUUUGAUCCAUAAUUUUUAUUGCGUAAAUAGCUUUUUUCUAUUUUAUUAUUCAGAAUCAGAAUUAUUCGGAGACUAGAUAAAAACAAGUUCCUCUAUCUCAAAAAUCAGAAACUUUGGCCUUUGUGCAAAAACAAACAAAACAUCCUAAUUUGAUAUUUUUUCACACAUUUUCAGUAUUUAUCCGUUUUGCAUUCAUUCCAAAACACAACAUUUUUUUCGGCAAAGUGGUCAUAUAUGGGACCAAUGAAUGAAUAUUUUUUAGGACAUCCAUCUCCAAAUUCUUUUUGUUUUUCUUUUUUUCUGUUUACCACAAAAUUGCAAGACGACCUCUUUCCAAUUUUAGGAUAAUCAACCUGCACUUUUUUCUAAUUUUAUAUCCAUUCAUUUUGCCAAUGAACAUACCUUAUUUACUAUGCAUAAGUUACUCAUCAAGUAAUACUUUGUUACUCUCAAAAAUUAGUUCUUCUAAAAGUGCAUUUUCCAACUUCUCCGUUUUUUUAUGUAUAAAUUUCCAGAGGCUAAUUAUUGUUUGCCUUUCCGUGUACUUUAAAGGCUCCGCAAAAACAAUGAAAUUGAAAAAAGAAGGGAAUUCUUCUUUUCAUUUUAUUGCAUUUUUCCAACAAAAUAAGUAUAUCUGAUUACAACUAUUUUUAUUCUAAUUUUUCAUUUUCAAUUUCUCUUGUUUUUUUCUGUCCAAAAAUCACUGGAUUUUCCUUGUGUGUCAGUUUUUAAUUGCUCGAUUCCUCUUUUUUUCCGAGCGCGCGCACAUCUUUUCGACAUCAUCAUUCAAUCUGAUUCAAUUUUUUCUUGACCUUUCUUUUUUUUCGUUGGAUAGAUGAAAAAAUGUACGAAAAAUUUUAGAAAAAUAUAUUUAUAUUUUUGAUUGGACCUAAAAUAUUCAAAAUAUUAAUCCAAAAACUUUCAGCAUGCGAUGAGUGAUUCUUCGCAACAUCUUCGUCUCGCUUUGACGGUCACUCAUUUGAUGCUCGUUGCUUUGGGCUCAGUUAAUUUAAUUGUUAUUCUACUAAUUAUCACAAGACCGUAAGUUAAAAAUGUUCUGCAUCUAAAACCCUAAACUUAACAUUUUUAGGUAUCUCCGAUCUAUCACAAAUGUGUAUAUGAUUGGACUCUGCCUAGCAGAUUUCAUCUAUUUAGCAGACCUUGUUUUGGUCGCAGCCACAUCAUUGAAUGGUAAAAGUUGGCCAUUUGGUGAUACAUUGUGUCAUAUUUUCCACGGGACCGAAGCUACUGGAAAAUAUGCAUCGGUUUUAUUUGUUGUUCUUCUUGCUGCGGAUCGUUAUAUUGCAAUGUGUAAAACUGAUCUCUGUGGGCGUUACAGGUAAAUACUAAACUUUGAGAAUUCAGGUUCAAAAUCUCAAGGCCGUGUGUUCCCCAUCAAUAAAAAUACAAACGUAAAAUCUAAACCAAAACAAUAAUCCCUUAUUAAUCACAUGGUCAAAUGUCUUAUUCCAGAACGUAUCGCACAGCUAUCCUAUUAUCUGGUUUAGCAUGGAUUGCUGCGGUUAUUUGUAGUAUGCCAUUAUACGUCUAUGCUGACGCGAUUAAAGUCCGACUUCGAACUCGUAAUGAGACCGAUGAAAAUAGCAGUACCACUCUGUGUAUUGCUCAUUGGCCGAGUCCACCGCACGCUCAAUGGUAUAUCUCAAUUUGCUCGAUUAUGAUUUUUAUUCUUCCCGGUUUGGUCAUUUUCUAUUGUUAUUAUCACGUGUUUUGCAAGUUGAGAGAGGCUGCAAAGGUAUGAUUUGUGUGUAAACAAAUUUUUCUCAGGUCUUGAAUCAUGAUGGGAAAAAAAAGUCGUUGCAGAAAUAAUUCGAAAAAUUUUUUCAGGGUUCUCGCCGUUUACAUCGCAACAAAACGCGGUCAUCGUAUCAACGUGUAACUCGAAGUGUACAACGUGUUGUUUUGUUUCAUUUGCUAUGCUGGUCACCAUUUUGGUUGUUCAACUUGUUCUCGGCGAUUUUCCGAGUUCGUAUAACUACCCAACUCAUGAGAAUCGUUGUUAAUAUCAUUCACUUGUUCCCAUAUGUUAAUUGUGCAUUAAACCCGGUACUCUAUGCUUAUCGUGCUGAAAAUUUCCGUAUUGCAUUCAAAUCUCUACUUUUCUGGAGCAGAAGGUUUGUAGUUCAAUCAUUGAACACUAAUUAAUUAGUUGAGAUGUACGAAUUAAUUAGUUGAAAUUGCGUAGGCAUAUGUACACAAAAUGUAUCAUCAUUCAUCCUUCUUUCAGAAAUCGACCACUUCCGAUGCCGGAAGAUAUGAGAAGUACAACACAUAGCACUUAUUAUAAAAGUAGUGGAAAGUAGGUUUUAUAAUUAAUCUCGGAAUGAAAAAUAAUAUUCAUUUAUUUAAAUUUUAGUGGGGAUGGCUCACAAUUAUCAAUAAAAGCUCAAAAAGAAGCACAAUCCGUAUAUCAACCAGAAGAAGAGAGUCCAAUUGAGAUUGCAGAUCAAGAAGAACUUGAAAGGUCAGUGACCUUUUUAGAAUGAUAAUUAGCUAAAGUAACAUUUUUCUAGGAAACGAGCUGAAUUAUCGAGUUGGCGACCUUAUGAUGGUACAAAUUCGGAAGUUUUAGAAGUGCAUUUUGAUCAUCAUAAAUGCUCCGCUAGAAGUAUAUUGCUUCCAACAAAUUUGGACAUUGAUGAAGGAACAAAAUUGUGA